GCAUUGAUGGGAAGACAAUACAAAGAGUUGUGCUGCUUGUGUACCCAAUUGGCAACAAGAUCUGCUGAAACAUAGGAAGCUUAUAAUAUUGCUUUGGAUUGUCUUAAAAAAAUUGCGGAAGAAGUGGAUGCAAGUUUGGCUGGAGAAAGUAAUGAUGGGACCUCUAAUGCCAAUAAUAAUGCAUCUCUGGAGAAUGAAGCUACCUUGGUGAAAGGAAUUGAGAAAAGAGUUAAAAGGGUUGAAAGUUAAAGAGAGAGCUACUGGAAGGUCUAGCAAAAGGCCAAGAAAUACUCUUGAAAGGGCGAUUAAGUCUAAAAGAACUCCAGUAAAUAAUUUGAACUCCAUGGAUAAUCCCAUUCAACAAAGUGAACUACAUCUCAUUCAACAAAGUGAAUUACAUCCACCUUCACGUUUCAGCCAAGAGGGUGUCACUUUUGGUGCACAUGUAGACUUCCCCUAUGACAGGACUUCAUUGAGUCCAUUUUCACAAGUGCCACAGCAAUACGAGUCUUACAACUCCUCAACUAGCAUGGGUGUUCCAGCUAAUCACCGGAUAUUUAACCAACCUUUCCAGUUAACCCAAUCAUCUCAAGCCGUGCCUACCAGCAUGGCUGAAUUACUGCAGGCUCCAUUAUCACAACCACUGGAUGAGGAAAUUUGGUUCAAUAGCUAGUAUGAAGGUCAACUAGAGAAGUAAUCAAGUUGAAGUUGAAGAUGGUGAUAUUUACUUCAACAACGGCUGUCAAAAAAAAAAAAUUGUGAUCGGCAGGGGUGUCAAGAUUAGAAGUGAAUGUUGUAGUUAUGAUCUUAUUAUGCUAAUUACCAAAAGUGAGCAAACCUCAUAUGUCCUUUGUGCUGUACCAAUCUAACGCAGGCGUGUUUAUUGGAGUAGUCCUUGAUUUUGUUCUACGUUUUUUGCUCGUUUCUGUUUGUUUCCAUCGGUUUUGCUUUUGCAGUCUCUGAUUUGGAUUUCAUGCCAUCCCGAGGCGGCUAGAUGGAUAGAUUGUUGGCUUUUCAUGUGUAAUUUCUCUUUAAUGGGUUGGUGUUG
Molecule: messenger RNA, 1048 nt
Organism: Rhododendron vialii
Lineage: Eukaryota; Viridiplantae; Streptophyta; Magnoliopsida; Ericales; Ericaceae
Exons: 4
Coding region: 344-673 (109 amino acids)
Source: RefSeq, a predicted model, not a curated record